Molecule: messenger RNA, 1346 nt
Organism: Blastocystis hominis
Lineage: Eukaryota; Bigyra; Opalinata; Blastocystidae
Exons: 7
Coding region: 1-1137 (378 amino acids)
Cellular component (GO): cytosol; nucleus
Molecular function (GO): protein serine/threonine phosphatase activity; protein binding
Source: RefSeq, a predicted model, not a curated record
AUGCGUGAUGCAUCCACGGCGAUUGAGUUAGACCCGACUUAUUCGAAGGGGCAAGUGACAUUGUUCUCUUUCUUAGUGGAUAGAUACUACCGCCUUGCGAGCGCUCACUACUACACGGGCGAUUUUGAAGCCGCUCUUAAAGACUUCAAGAAAUGCUUACAACUGAACCCCUCUAGCAAGGGAAUUCGCAGAAAAGUGGAAGAGGUUACGAAGCUGGUAAAGAAGCAGCGAUUUGAUGCGGCUAUUCAUGUCGAAGUGAGAUCCUACGCCGAGCAGGUGGACUUCAAGGAUCUGCGUUUUUCCACACCGAUCGAAGGACCGACGAUUGACUACAAGAACGAUGGUAGCAGUAUUGACGAUUACACGAUAACGGAUCGUUUCAUACUGGAUAUGCUGCAGUGGCACAAGGAAGGAAAGAAUCUGCACAUCAAGUUCGUGUACGUGAUCUUAAUGAAAACCAUCCAAUACCUCAAAACGCUUCCGAAUGUCAUCGAGGUCAAAAUGCCGAAAGGCAAAGACGAGACAUUCCGUGUGUGCGGAGAUGUCCAUGGGCAGUAUUACGACUUUAUCAACAUCUUCAACAAAUUCGGAUAUCCCUCCGAUUCCGCUCCCUAUCUCUUUAACGGUGACUUUACAGAUCGCGGAAAUUUCUCCGUCGAGGUCGCUCUGACCAUUUUCUGCUACAAACUGGUGCGACCCGACACGUUUUUCGUUCUGCGAGGAAAUCAUGAAUCCCCUAUUAACCGGAUGUUCGGAUUCGAUGGAGAAGUCCGACACAAGUACAGCGGGGAGAUCAUGCAGUUGUUCUCGGAGUGCUUCCGUGCGCUCCCAUUGGCUGCGAUUCUCGAGAAGAAGGUCAUUAUUCUGCACGGAGGCCUGUUCCGACAGGACGGUGUGACGAUCCAGGAUUUGCAAAGAAUUGACCGAUUUACGGACAGUAUGUCGGGUCUAUUAGAGGACAUAUUGUGGUCUGACCCAAUGGAUAGUAUGGGUCGGAUGCCAUCUCGAAGAGAGGCCGGAACGAUGUUCGGGCCGGAUAUUACGAAGGCGUUUUUGGAGAAAAAUCAUCUGGAGCUGCUGGUGAGAUCGCACGAGGUGAAGAUGGACGGAUAUGAGGUCCAGCAUGACAUAUCCUGAAUUGAAAGCUGAGUGGGACUUAACAGUACGGAAAGUGCAUCACCGUGUUCUCUGCGGCGAAUUACUGCGAUACGACCCAGAACUUGGGAGCCAUCAUCAAGUUCGACCACGAGUUGAAGCCACACUUCGAAACGUUUGAAGCUGUUCCCCACCCGGGUCCUCCCUCGAUGUACUUUGCGCCCAAGAUGUUUUAGUUAGUGCAGAGAAAU